Messenger RNA from Quercus robur (English oak), 3076 nucleotides. RefSeq names its product sulfate transporter 1.3-like. Bases 399 to 2336 code for a protein of 645 amino acids. NCBI's taxonomy places the organism in Eukaryota, Viridiplantae, Streptophyta, Magnoliopsida, Fagales, Fagaceae. Gene Ontology annotation, molecular function: secondary active sulfate transmembrane transporter activity. The record is from RefSeq and is a predicted model, not a curated record. Gene Ontology annotation, biological process: transmembrane transport. Gene Ontology annotation, cellular component: membrane. The transcript has 16 exons.
ACUUGGCGGUGGUGUAUAACACAAUUCUAACUUUGCCGAAACGUUGAAAUGGUCAUAGAUUCCUAGUUUCAGCAAGAAACAAAUACUAAGAUGACAGGAAUUAGAAACAACAAAGGCACUCUUUUUCUUAGCUCUAUGGAUUUCUUCUAAUUAAAGAGAACCCUUUAUCUCUUCUCUCUUAUAUAUGAAAGGGUUUGCAUAGGCAGUAAGCAGAACACCGAUGCAGAAGACCUCAGCUUAGUGUAUAAAAUGAGAAAAAGAUUCACAAAGUAUGGCUAAAAGUCUAUACGCAUCAUCCAACCCUCUCAAUCUCUCCGUCUUGGGACAAUCAGUAGGAAAAGGCGACAGAAGAAUUGGCACUGGAGUCUCCUAUUACAGAACCUAACAUUACUCACAAGAUGGAGAUUGGGAGUGGCCCUUCGUCGCGACACCAUCCACAACCUUUUUCUCAAAUUCACAAGGUGGAAAGGCCUCCUAAGCAAAAUGUUCUCACAGAAUUUCAAACUGUUAUCAAGGAAACUUUCUUCCACGAUGAACCCUUACGUGCUUUUCGGGGCCAAAGAAGUCAUACAAAGUUUUAUCUUGUACUCCAAGCAAUUUUCCCGAUUCUUGAAUGGGCAAGAAGCUACAACCUACAAAAGUUCAGAGGUGACCUGAUUGCUGGACUCACCAUAGCUAGCCUGUGUGUCCCUCAGGAUAUUGCAUAUGCAAAGCUAGCAAAUCUUGAUCCCCAAUAUGGGUUAUACUCUAGCUUUGUUCCACCUCUUAUUUAUGCCUGCAUGGGUAGCUCCAGAGAUAUUGCCAUAGGACCAGUGGCCGUGGUGUCUCUUUUGAUUGGAACUAUGGGGCAGAAUGAGAUUGAUCCAAAGAAAAAUGCUCUUGCUUAUAGGCGUCUUGUAUUCACUGCUACCUUUUUUGCUGGAGUCACUCAAUUCGCACUUGGUUUUUUCAGAUUGGGUUUCUUAAUUGACUUUCUGUCUCAUGCUGCCAUUGUUGGAUUCAUGGCUGGGGCUGCCAUUACUAUAGGCCUUCAACAGCUCAAAGGUCUUCUUGGUAUAACAAACUUCACAAAGAACACUGACAUUAUUUCGGUGAUGCAUUCAGUUUUUGGAUCAGUACAUCAUGGGUGGAACUGGCAGACCAUAGUAAUUGGGUUGUCAUUCUUGGCCUUCCUUUUGCUCACCAAGUACACCGCCAAAAAAUACCCCAAAUUAUUUUGGGUAUCUGCUAUUGCUCCAUUGACCUCUGUCAUAGUAGCCACAUUCUGUGUAUUUAUUACCCGUGCUGAUAAGGAAGGUGUAGCAAUUGUGAACCGUAUAGAAAGGGGCAUAAACCCAUCAUCUGCUCAUGAAAUCUAUUGGACUGGAGAUUUAUUUCUCAAAGGUUUUAAGAUCGGUGUGGUAGCAGGUUUAAUAGCAUUGACGGAAGCUAUAGCGAUUGCUAGAACAUUUGCUGCUGUGAAGGACUACAAUGUGGAUGGGAACAAAGAAAUGGUGGCAAUGGGAACUAUGAACAUUGUUGGCUCCAUGACAUCUUGUUAUGUAGCUACAGGAUCAUUCUCUCGCUCUGCAGUAAAUUUCAUGGCUGGCUGCAACACAGCAGUUGCCAACAUUGUGAUGUCUUGUGUUGUUCUUCUAACAUUGGAAUUCAUCACACCAUUGUUUAAGUACACCCCAAAUGCUGUACUUGCUUCUAUCAUCAUUGCAGCGGUGUUUCCCCUAGUUGACAUUCCAGCUGCGAUGCUACUAUGGAAGAUUGAUAAAUUCGAUUUUCUUGCUUGUAUGGGAGCCUUCUUUGGUGUGGUCUUUAAAAGUGUGGAGAUAGGCCUUUUAAUUGCGGUGGCUAUAUCCUUUGCCAAAAUCCUCCUACAAGUUACAAGGCCACGGACUGCAGUACUCGGGAGGCUCCCAGGGACUCAUGUUUUCAGGAAUGUGGAGCAAUAUCCUAAUGCAAAAACUGUUUCUGGAAUUAUGAUUAUUCGAGUUGAUUCUGCAAUCUACUUUUCAAACUCCAACUAUAUUAAGGAGAGGAUUUUGAGAUGGCUAAGCAAUGAAGAAGAAGAUUUGAAGAUAAACAAUCAGCCCAGAAUCAAAUAUCUCAUCAUUGAAAUGUCACCUGUUACCGAUAUUGACACUAGUGGUAUCCAUUCAUUUGAAGAGUUAUAUAAGACACUUCAGAAUAGAGAUGUUAAGCUUGUUUUAGCAAACCCCGGGGCAAUCGUGACCGAAAAGUUGCAUGCAUCGGAGUUUACAAAAAGGAUCGGCGAAGACAUGAUCUUUCUCACAGUUGCAGAUGCUAUUGAAAUGCUGUCGCCGAGAAUUAAAGAACUACUAUAAAAUAUAUUACGAGUGAGGGUGUUGUGAAAGAAUGCAAAUAGCUAAUUAAGGUGUGAAGUUGGGGUGUUUAAAUUUCAGCCUGGGACAUUAACUCUGUACACUUUCUUUGUGGAUUGCACAUCAUAACUCCCAAAACGUUGCAAGGGAUAAUAGGCCAUCCACUACCUUGUGAUGAGAUUAUGUCGAUGACUUUAAUUGUGGAUGAGAGUAGUAGCCAGUAGGACAAGCAAUACCCAUCAACUAGUAAUAUUGUUAGUUUUAGAAAAUCAUCAAUAAUCGUGAGUGCCAUUGUUGUUGCAGUAGUUCGGGCACACCAUAUCAGAGCUCAUGUGAUAAAAAGGGUUCUCCCUCCACCUGCAACCCUAAUGAAUUCUAUUAUUAUUUUUUGGUUCAAUAGGUAUGCUGACGAAAAGAGGCGAUAAACGUUGAAGAGGAGGCGAAGGAGGUGGGAGUAAAUUACCCAUAAAGUGACCAAAGUUGUUGAGAAUGUUAAUAAUAAUAAUAAUAGUAUUAUUAUUACGACUCAAUGAACUCUUUAUCCUUCUACGCGAUUUGAUAACGAGGAAUUCGAUUAUGUGAGAAAGGACAAUGCCGAUGUCAAUAGAGGUAAGAAGAGGAAGAGGAAACCUGUAAAAACGCAAUUGUUUGAAGUCAAUAAUGUAGAGUAUAAUUGGAUUUUUGUACAUGAAUGUUUUCAUUGGAGGAGUGGUGUUGGAAAUGUGAUUUUAGAUUAUCAUGAA